This is a messenger RNA of Python bivittatus (Burmese python), 1104 nucleotides long. It is a transcript of the gene ZNRF4, whose product is annotated as zinc and ring finger 4. The record is from RefSeq and is a predicted model, not a curated record. Lineage: Eukaryota; Metazoa; Chordata; Lepidosauria; Squamata; Pythonidae.
AUGGGUAUCCUCUUGAGCGAGAUGCUCUUCAACUGCAUUGAAAAUGGUCUGAACCAGAGUCAGAUCAUCUGCCUAGGCUACGACUGUCAACACUUCUCCAGGGCGUCCUGGACAGAAGCACACCUGCACACAAGUGACAUCUUCUCCCCCUACUACUCAGAGAUAGUAGCCCAAGCGAAGGUGAUCUCCAUCAUGUGGUGUUCAGUUGAAGCUCUUCCUCUGCUAGUAGCCUUUUCUUUGUUUCUUGAAACCGCCUUGGCCACGCCAUUUGUUCAUCUGGUGUACACCCAGAACAACAGCUGUCUGGAUUUUAAAGCUGUCCCAGCCUGCUUCGGUCCACCAGUCCCUCUAACUGGUCUCAAGGGUUACCUUGUUGAAGCGGUACCUGCGAACGCUUGCCACCCCAUAAAAGCCACCCCAGCUUCCAACAGGACGCUCUCCAGCUUCAUUGCCCUCAUCCGCCGCUACGACUGUCCCUUCAACCUCAAAGUUUUCCAUGCCCAAGAAGCUGGGUACCAGGCAGCUGUUAUCUACAACUCCUACUCCGAUUUGUUGGUGAGCAUGGCAGUCCCAAUGGAAGAAAGCAGAUUGCAGAUCGUUAUUCCGGCACUGUUUAUUGGAGGGACAACUUCUACGCUUCUGAAAAGGCAAGUUCGUUCAGCGAAGGAUGUGCAAAUUAUGGUGGUGGUGCCAUGGGGCCAUUACAAUUUCUGCUGGGACAAAACGGACGCAGCCGUUUACGAAUCCGCUCUGCAUUGCCUGCUAAUCUGGCCGGGUUACUGUACCCAACAAGUAUUCCUCAAAUUCUUCCAUGAGUUUGGGCUGCUGAUCAGCCUCAGCAUGGGCACCAGUUUCUUGCUGCUGGCCAGCUGGGUGAAAUGGAGCCAGCCCAGCCAAGGCAUCCGAGUGAAGACCUUCAGAAGAGGUGACAGGUAUGACUCGUGUGUAAUCUGCCUGGCCGAAUAUGAAGCCGGCGACUUGCUGAACAUUCUUCCCUGUGCCCAUGUCUUCCACUACACCUGUAUCAACACCUGGUUACUCAUCCAACCCAUGGCUGAACAGACCUGUCCGAUCUGCAAACAGAUGGUUAAUAGCGCAAUCUAG